Physeter macrocephalus (sperm whale) is the source of this 5373-nucleotide messenger RNA. RefSeq names its product potassium inwardly rectifying channel subfamily J member 13 (gene KCNJ13). The record is from RefSeq and is a predicted model, not a curated record. Gene Ontology annotation, cellular component: plasma membrane. The transcript has 3 exons. Gene Ontology annotation, molecular function: inward rectifier potassium channel activity. Bases 3978 to 5060 code for a protein of 360 amino acids. Lineage: Eukaryota; Metazoa; Chordata; Mammalia; Artiodactyla; Physeteridae. Gene Ontology annotation, biological process: potassium ion import across plasma membrane; regulation of monoatomic ion transmembrane transport.
UGAGGGUGCCAAUAAAACUUUAUAAUGAGUUAACUCAUUACAGGGUUAAAAAAUAUAUAUAUAUUUGUGUAUUAUUGAAUACAACUUAAAAUAAAUGAUAAAGUUGUUCAUGGGCAACUCAGAAGAUAAUAUCUAAAGCUCCUUUAAUGUCUAAAAACUACAUGACUCCAAAGUGACCAGGGCUAAAAUGAACGAGGGACACCACACCCACGUGGCCUUUCUCAGCACUUAAAAUCAAAGUCUUCCUCUUUCUAUAAUAUCAGCAAUAUGACAAAGUUGAGUAGCCAAAUAUUUUAGUUGACUUCUUAAAAAAUCUUAACAGAUUAAUAUGUAAACAAGAUGAUUUAAAUGUAAACACAACUAAAUAAUUUACAAAUUAAUGCCUGAACUAAAUAUUUCUAACCUAUAGUCAACAAAUGAGCUUGGGGCUAUGAAUCCUUAAACUGGAAGCACAUAUCACGCUGGCAUGCUUUUAUCUUUUUUCAGGGAAAAGGGUCUAAGGUUUUUUGCCAGGGUCUUAAAGGUAUCUCUGACCUCUAAAAGGUAAAGAAAUAUAAAUUUAAAAUAUAUUUUUUUCUAUUCAAUAUGGCAAACAUGACAGUCUUAUGAGCAAACUAUACUACCUGUAUAACACAUUUUAUAUUCUUUUUUUUUUUUUUUUGCGGUACGCGGGCCUCUCACUGUUGUGGCCUCUCCCGUUGCGAAGCACAGGCUCCAGACGCGCAGGCUCAGCGGCCAUGGCUCACGGACCCAGCGGCUCCGCGGCAUGUGGGAUCUUCCUGGACCGGGGCACGAACCCGUGUCCCCUGCAUCGGCAGGCGGAUUCUCAACCACUGCGCCACCAGGGAAGCCCAACAUUUUAUAUUCUUACAUCAACAAUUCCUCAAGAUGUAUAAAAGGUGCUAAAAUACAAUUGCACUACAUAUAUACUUUCCCCAAUGGCAAUAAAUACUUGGUUGUUUCUGCCUGAAUGUAUUGUCUAAAUAGGACUCUUCUAAAAAUAAAAUUAAAUUAAAAUGAAGUAUUGGUUUUAGUCUGGUGUAAUUGAGUGGACUUCCUAAGGAGAAAGAGCAGUAAAAGGGCACCUGUGUGCAUGUUUGACUUACAGCCAGAAAUGGUGUUUAUGGAAAACUUCAGAUGGAGCAAAAAGGCACUCAGCCAACAAAAUCUACAGCUGUGAAACUUGGAACUUAGAAGCGCCCAAACUCCAAAAGCAAAAGUGGAAUUAUGGGACAGACUUUGAAGCUUGUUUAUGUGCAAAUUUUUCUAGCAAGUAACUUUGUAUUUCUCUAUUCAGCUAUAUAUUCUCUGGUUAACACUAAAAAUAUUUUCUAAUACCGGAGAAAACAGUCAAAGGGAAUCCCAUCCAGGUAUUGAUAUUUACUUUUCCCCCCAAUUGUAAACAAAACUCAGGGUAACUAGGAUGGAGUAGUUUAAAUUCUAUAUCCAGGGAUUUGCAACUUUUCUCCCAUCCUAACCCCUGAGGAGGUAACAAAUCUGCUCCACUGGUUAAUAUGGUCCUGAAAACACAGCAGCUCCUGGCUGAGAAAGACUGGAGGGGCUGCUGUAUAUCAGACUCUGAAAAAGCACCUCAUGUGGUCUAAAUAUGCCCCAUAUUCCUAUAACCUUUAUGCUCAGUCGUCUGCUGGUAUAUACCCAGACACUGCCUGAAAUCUCGGGGGAAGAUGAUCAGUAGUGGGCUUCAAUGCAGAACUGGAAAGAGACUAGGCAUCUUCUAAAGAAAGCUAAGUACACUGUGUAAGAAAGAGCACUGGAGAUCAGGGCUAAAGGUUAAAAAUUGUGAGAUUAUGUAUAUACAUAGGCAAGACACUGCACGCCAACUAAAGGUUUUGUUGUUUUCAGGUACAAUGUGGUACAAUUAUGGAUUAUAUACUGGAGUGCUUUAGCCAGAAAGAAAAGCAAACAAUUUAGGGAUACAGAAUUGAAUUUAAUAAAGAAUAAUGUACCUGAUUCUUGGCAUCUUGCUUAAUCAUUAUAAUUUGGAAUAAAAAAUAAAUAAAUCAAUGAACAGAUAUCUAGCAGCGUGUAUGUUCAUUUAUAGAAGAAUGUUUUAGAGCCAUCUCCAACUGUAAUCAUUAAUUCUGUUUAGACGGAGGGCCCAUGUAUUUUAGGGUGAAGUUGGUUUAUCAUCUGUGCCAAUAUUAGUUUCAUCUCAGCUAACCGGGCAACUUCAAACAGAAAUGAAUUUAUGUGCUCCGGCUAUUAUAAUGGGAGUGCUAUGCUCCUAAGGAGACACUCCAGAACUGGUCUAUGAUAUCCAUUCAGUUAGCAAUUAGGAAUCACCAUUUACAGACCACAGCAGACUUUCAAAGUGUGAAAUCCAGAAACCAGAAUACUUCUUCACUUGAGACAUUUCUUUCUUGACAAUCAUCUUGUAAAUCAUUUCUGUCUGAAUAUAUUAUGGAAAGAGGCUUCUCAUGUUGGUAAAAUCCUUUACUAUCUUGCUUACUAUAAUGUCCAUUCAAGACACAUGGCAGGUACACUUUCAGUACUGCUUUCUGAAAAGCAGUGUUACACUGUAUUUACUCUGUCUUCCCUCUUCCACCCCCAAUCAGUAAACUAGCAAUUGAUAUAAAGUAUAAUUCCUACCAGAACAUGCAGGGAAGGUGCAUCACAUCACAAGUCUCUCCUUUAUGCUUUUACCUUCUCUAGUUCUGAAGGUCAAAGUUUGCAGUGCUGUGUCUGAACUUGUAUUGAAAUGUUUGGCAUUCAUAAAACAAGGAAGGAAUUAAUAUAUUUCUUAAUUGUGGGGGGAGGAGAAGGAAUCUACAAAGGCGGAUUUCACUUUCUAAGCAGCAUUAUAUUGGUCUAGAUUAAUAAUUUUCCCAGCAGGCCUUCCAUGAUUUUACUAUGAACAAUCGCAGCCUUUGUAUCUCAGAUCCCCUUACAUGUGACAUUUGAUCAAAGUUUUAAAAUCAGCAGCUAACGGAGGUGGAGAAAAGUCCUGCUCAGUAAGGCAUUACACAAAGCUAUCCCACGGCUCAUUCUGAGGUUGCUACAAGCUGGAUCACAGACGUUUUCCAGCGACACGUUAUGUGGAUGUUAAGUUAGGGUCUCUGCGCCCUGAACGCUGUAUUUAUUGCAUGUCAUCAUACUUCUCCUCAGGGAAACAUCCCCUAAUCAUCACUACAGCAUGACUUGAGAAAAUCCUUCAGUUCUUUCACGCAGGUGUGUUUUUUAAAGCUAAGUGUAAGGAACCAAACAAUUAAAUGUAUUCUUAUUCAAGGUUUCUGUACAUAGCCUUAAAAAAAUAAAAUAAAGAAGUCUGCCUCCUUGCCCCCCCAAAACAGAUUUCAGGUAACUAAAUUACCUCUACUACUAGUUCUAGAAUUAGUGGUAGUCAUUCUGAUGAGGUGGGAUAUGAAAAGAAAACUAGUAAAAUCAAUUCAUGAAUUUCUACCUAAAAGUCCUUAUCCAAGGAAAUAUUCCCAAAAGAAAUGGAGGAAAAAAAGAUCAGUAAAGGAAAUAUCUCACACUUAAACAUGCUAUAUAAGGAAAGACGGCUGAAAGGAAAUCUUGCAGGGAAUUUUAUCCCUUUGAACUUUUAAAUAAACUCUUAAGUAAGAUUAUGCAAACUUACUAAAAGACCGGUCCUGAUUAGAGAGAAAAAAUGCAACCCUUCUCCAAGUCAGUUCUGGAGGCUUUCUCCAGAGUUGUUAAGGUCUGUGAUGGGUAAAGAAAGACCUCCUAACAAACCAGCAUUCUUUUCCACAGGAUCAGAGCUAACUGGCCCCCCGCAGACUAAGUGACCAAUCACAUCAGCUUCAGCUGAAACCAGCCCCCACGACAUUAUAAACAGAGCAAUGUGAACCGUAAACCCAGUCCAAGAAGAGAACCUACAAGCUGGACUUGUAGAUUAAAAUUACCUCACCAAAAAGACAGGCUCUGAAAGCUUCCUCCAGACCUACCCGUGUAUAAGGCUGGCCCAGCAAAAGAACUGAGAAUUACAGCCUGAGAUGGAUGGCAGUAAUUGCAAAGUUACUGCUCCUCCCCUAACUCAGAGAUACCGGAGGAUGGUCACCAAGGAUGGCCACAGCACACUUCAAAUGGAUGGCGCUCAAAGAGGUCUUGCAUAUCUUCGAGACGCUUGGGGAAUCCUAAUGGACAUGCGCUGGCGCUGGAUGAUGUUGGUUUUUUCUGCUUCUUUUGUUAUCCACUGGCUUGUCUUUGCAGUGCUCUGGUAUGUUCUAGCUGAGAUGAAUGGUGAUCUGGAUCUAGAUCAUGAUGCCCCACCUGAAAACCACACUAUCUGUGUCAAGUACAUCACCAGUUUCACAGCUGCAUUCUCCUUCUCCCUGGAGACACAACUCACAAUUGGUUAUGGUACCAUGUUCCCCAGUGGUGACUGUCCAAGUGCAGUUGCCCUACUUGCCAUACAAAUGCUCCUAGGCCUCAUGCUAGAGGCCUUCAUCACAGGUGCCUUUGUGGCGAAGAUCGCCCGGCCAAAAAAUCGAGCUUUCUCAAUUCGCUUUACUGACUUAGCAGUAGUAGCUCACAUAGAUGGUAAACCUAAUCUUAUUUUCCAAGUGGCCAACACUCGACCUAGCCCUCUAACCAGUGUUCGGGUCUCAGCUGUACUCUAUCAGGAAAGAGAAAACGGCGAACUCUACCAGACCAGUGUGGACUUCCACCUUGAUGGCAUCAGUUCUGAGGAAUGUCCAUUCUUUAUCUUUCCACUAACCUACUAUCACUCCAUUAUACCAUCGAGUCCCCUGGCUACUCUGCUCCAGCAUGAAAAUCCUCCCCACUUUGAAUUAGUUGUGUUCCUUUCAGCAAUGCAGGAAGGCACUGGAGAAAUAUGCCAAAGGAGGACAUCCUACCUACCCUCCGAGAUCAUGUUACAUCACUGUUUUGCAUCUCUGCUGACCCGAGGUUCCAAAGGUGAAUAUCAAAUCAAGAUGGAGAAUUUUGAUAAGACUAUUCCUGAACUUCCAACGCCUCUGGUCUCCAAGAGCCCAAACAGGACUGACCUGGACAUCCAUAUCAAUGGACAAAGCAUUGACAAUUUUCAGAUCUCUGAAACAGGACUGACAGAGUGAGAAAUAUCCAUAGCACCCUAUUUUUUAAUGUAUUAAAUAUACUCAGCCAGUUAUGCACCUAUUUUUCCUUCAUCAUAUCUCACGUUUUCUUUUUUCCAAUGCUGAUUACAUCUUUCUAAUUACAUCAUGGUGAUCAAGCCUCCGCCCGUAAAAAUAAUGGCUAGCAAUACACAUUGUGGAAAUACAACAUUAUACAAAGUUUGUAUCUGUGGUUAUCUGCUGAAAUCAAUGCAUCUGAAUGUAACAGAUAUUUACAAUAACAGAAAUGCUGUUGGUGAGUUUGUAUGGAUGUGGUAUGAUACCAGUAAUGAAG